CAGCUUCCAGCCGUUCCGAAAUGUUUCGCAACAUCGAUUAAGCUUACGCCUCCAACUUAAUUUGACUCACUCAUCCCAUCAAUACUGUAUCAACAAACAGCCUGCUCUGCAACUCAUCAAAAUGUCCAAGCAAGACGACAAGACUCCCGUCCGUGACACAGCGGAGGAUGACGCCUACUUCCCCUCACCCUUCUCCCUCACCCAAUACGUUACCGCCAAAACAGAUUUUGACGGCGCCGACUAUCCCAACAAAUACAAAGGCGGCAAAUGGAAGAUUCUCAUGAUCGGCACCCAAGAGCGCUAUCUCAAAAUGGCAGAUGGCAAGUUCUUCUCUACGGGAAAUCACCCAGUUGAGAUGCUGCUGCCUAUGUAUCACCUUGACGCUGCUGGCUUCGAUAUUGAUGUCGCUACGCUCUCGGGUGAUCCUGUCAAGCUUGAGAUGUGGGCUUUUCCUAAAGAGGAUGAGGCUGUCAAGUCGAUUUAUGACAAGUAUAAGCAGAAGCUUCGCAGCCCGCUUAACCUCUCUGAAAUCUGGAGUGGCCAAGACGGCAAGGGAUUUAGUCAAGAUACUCCUUACCUGGCAGUUUUUAUUCCUGGCGGUCACGGCGUGUUGAAUGGCAUACCCUUCAGCAAGACCGUCGGCGAUGUUCUUCGCUGGGCUCACGCCAAUGACCGCUUUUUUAUAACGCUUUGCCACGGGCCUGCUAGUAUCCUCGCCGCAGACGUUGGAAAGCCCGAGGGUUCCAAGUUUAUUUAUGAGGGAUAUAGCAUCGAUGUGUUCCCUGACUCUCUGGACCAGGGUGCCAAUAUCGACAUUGGCUAUAUUCCCGGCAAGAUGGAGUGGCUGGUUGGCGAGCGGCUCAAGAAGCUCGGGGUUACGCCGAUCAACAAGACCAUCUCCGGUGAAUGCCACCGCGACCGUCUGCUAUUGACUGGCGAUUCGCCGUUGGCUUCGAAUAACUUGGGCAAGCUAGCUGCCAAGACUCUACUGGAAGAGGUGAACAAGUAGAAUCCGAUCCCCGAGCGCUGGGGUAAAGGAAAAAGCAUCAUGUAACGAGGGUAGUUAGGCUCUGAUACAGAAGUGAGAAUAAAUUACCUUCACCAUAUGUUCAAUAUGAUAUACCUGGAUCUUGGUGUAAUAUAGAUCUUUACAUAACAACAGAACACAUCAUUUUCCCCACAGAGUUGUGUGCAGAUG
Fusarium verticillioides 7600 is the source of this 1198-nucleotide messenger RNA. RefSeq names its product chaperone hchA. NCBI's taxonomy places the organism in Eukaryota, Fungi, Ascomycota, Sordariomycetes, Hypocreales, Nectriaceae. The record is from RefSeq and is a predicted model, not a curated record. Gene Ontology annotation, molecular function: protein deglycase activity. The coding region runs from base 122 to 1009 and encodes 295 amino acids. The transcript has a single exon.